AUGGUGGAAGGGCCGGGAUGCACUCUAAAUGGAGAGAAAAUUCGGGCGCGUGUGCUCCCAGGUCAGGCGGUGACGGACGUGCGAGGAAGCGCUCUGCAGAGCCUGGGGGGUCGCGCGCCGUCACACGCUGCAGCCUCUGCCCCGCUGUCCCCUUGGGCUGCUACACUGAAUAAUAAUAAAGAUUCCAGCCAGAAUUUCUUGAAAUUGUUAAAUGGAUAUGUUUACAGCGGAGUAGAAACUUUGGGAAAAGAGCUUUUUAUGUACUUUGGACCAAAAGCUUUACGGAUUCAUUUUGGAAUGAAAGGCUCAAUCAUGAUUAAUCCACUUGAGUAUAAAAACAGAAAUGGAAUUUCUCCUGUUUUUGAAAUACAGCUUUCUAAAGAUUUGAUUUGUUUCUUUGACUCAUCGGUAGAACUAAGAAACUCAAUGGAGAGCCAACAGAGAAUAAGAAUGAUGGGAGAAGUAGAUGUAUGUUCACCUAAAUUUAGUUUUUCAAGAGCAGAAAGUGAAGUUAAAAAGCAGAAAGGUCGCAUGCUAUGUGAUGUGUUAAUGGAUCAGAAAGUGUUGCCUGGGGUAGGGAACAUCAUCAGAAAUGAAGCUCUCUUUGACAGUGGUCUCCACCCAGCUGUUAAAGCUUGUCAGUUAACAGAUGAACAGACCCAUCACCUUGUGAAAAUGGUACGUGAUUUCAGCAUUCUCUUUUACAGGUGCCAUAAAGCAGGAUCUGCUAUCUCUAAACAUUAUAAGGUUUAUAAGCGUCCUAAUUGUGGUCAGUGCCACUGCAAAAUAACUGUGUGUCGCUUCGGAGAGAACAACAGAAUGACAUAUUUCUGUCCUCAGUGUCAGAAAGAAAAUCCUCAACAUGUUGACAUUUGCAAUUUACCAGCUAGAAAUACUAUAAUCAGUUGGAUAUCCAGCAAGGUGGACCAUCUUAUGGACACUGUGGCUCGGAGAUCUGAAGAAGAAUGGACGUGUGGAGUAUGUACACUAAUAAAUAAGCCAUCUUCUAAGGCAUGUGAUGCUUGCUUGACCUCAAGGCCUAUGGAUUCAGUGUUCAAGAGUGAAGAAAAUCUUAUUGACUUUAACAACUUAGUGAAAUUCCCUUGUAAUAGCUUCAGAAAACCAGAUAGAGAAGUGAAAAUCAACAGAAAAACUGCAUUCGGAACCACAACCCUUGUCUUGAGUGAUUUUAGCAAUAAAUCCAGUACUUUGGAAAGAAAAACAAGCCAAAGCCAGAUACCAGAGGGGGAAUUUUCCAACUCUCUUCCUACUAAUGUUUGUUUUAGUGAUACACAGCACCCCUCCAAAGAGAGAACAAACCGUCUACCUCAACUAUCUAGCAAAGUAAACAUAUCACCUGCAGUCUGCCCUGAGUCUAAAUUAUUCAGUCCAGCACAUAAAAAAUUGAAAACAACCCACUACUCAUCACCAGAUCUCAAAAGUUGCAACCCUGGAUUUUAUAAAAGUGAACUUCAAAUUAAAAUGACAGAUGGUCCUUGUACAUCAAAUUCCGGCAGUCCUCGCUGCAGUAAACACAACCGCCUCUGCCUUCUUCGAGUCGUGAGGAAAGAUGGCAAAAACAAGGGCAGGCAGUUUUAUGCUUGUCCCCUGCGUGGAGAAGCACAAUGUGGAUUCUUUCAAUGGGCAGAUUUGUCCUUUCCCUUUUGCAGCCAUGGCAAACGCUCCAUCAUGAGAACAGUGUUGAAGAUUGGACCUAAUAAUGGAAAGAACUUCUUUGUGUGUCCUCUUGCAAAGGAAAAACAGUGUAAUUUUUUCCAGUGGGAAGAAAAUGGGCAGGAAUAA
This is a messenger RNA of Otolemur garnettii (small-eared galago), 1803 nucleotides long. It is a transcript of the gene NEIL3, whose product is annotated as nei like DNA glycosylase 3. The coding region runs from base 1 to 1803 and encodes 600 amino acids. The transcript has 11 exons. Gene Ontology annotation, biological process: base-excision repair. NCBI's taxonomy places the organism in Eukaryota, Metazoa, Chordata, Mammalia, Primates, Galagidae. The record is from RefSeq and is a predicted model, not a curated record. Gene Ontology annotation, cellular component: nucleus. Gene Ontology annotation, molecular function: DNA-(apurinic or apyrimidinic site) endonuclease activity; DNA N-glycosylase activity; zinc ion binding.